CCAACCCACCCGCAACAUGCCUUCCUUCCUCAUCCUGUCUCGAAGCGCGACAGUGUGAGAGAGCGAGAGGGCGACGAUGCCGCCGCCUCCCGUUCGAAGCCCUAGCAGCCUGCUCCUCUGCCAUUGCCGUCUCCCCUUCCACAUUUCCCCUCAAACUCGUCUCCCCCUCUCGCACAAUUCCUCAGUACGCCGCCGCUUUCACUGCUCCGCCGUCUCCGCUCUCUCCUCCGACCCCCAGAUAGCCCCCACCGACCUCACUACGACGCCUCCCUCCUCCCACAUCCUCUCCAUCCGCGAGUCCCUCCUUUCCCGUCGGAGGACCGCGGCCGACGUCGCGGGAGAGUACCUCGAUCGCCUCCGCCGCACAGAGCCGCAUAUCCGUAGCUUCCUCCAUGUGUCGGAGACGACGAUGCGGGAGGCGGAGGAGGUGGAUAGGCUGGUGGCGUCCGGGAAGGACUUGGGGCCUCUGGCUGGGGUUCUUGUCGGAGUGAAGGAUAAUAUUUGUACUGCGGGCAUGCCGUCGACUGGUGGGUCGAGGAUUUUGGAGGGAUAUCGACCACCUUUUGACGCCACGGCGGUGAGGAAGUUGAAGGAGGCUGGAGCUAUCAUAAUCGGGAAGACGAAUAUGGAUGAAUUCGGGAUGGGGAGCACAACUGAAGGCUCGGGCUUUCAGGUCACAGCAAACCCUUGGGACAUCUCACGUGUGCCUGGAGGAUCAUCAGGGGGUUCUGCCUCUGCUGUUUCAGCUAAGCAGUGUGUCGUGUCUUUAGGAAGUGAUACUGGUGGUAGUGUGAGGCAGCCAGCAUCAUUCUGUGGUGUUGUUGGGCUCAAACCAACUUAUGGGCGUGUCUCCCGAUUUGGACUCAUGGCAUAUGCGUCAUCUUUGGAUGUCAUUGGAUGCUUUGGAGCUUCAGUCAUUGAUUCUGCCAUUGUUCUAAAUGUGGUGUCUGGUCAUGACAGAUUUGAUUCAACUAGUAGCACACAUGAAGUUCCUGACUAUGCAUCUUUUCUGAUGUCAACUGAUCACUUUGAGUCUACACCUUUGAAAGGACUAAAAGUUGGCAUGAUUAGGGAGACUAUUGGUGAUGGUGUUGACGUGGGAGUGAUCUCCUCAAUCAAAGCCGCUGCUUUACACUUGGAAGAACUAGGGGCUACAAUAACAGAGGUAUCACUGCCCUCGUUUUCUCUUGGGCUUCCAGCUUACUACGUCUUAGCGUCUUCUGAAGCUUCCUCAAAUUUGUCACGCUAUGAUGGUGUAAGAUAUGGGAAUCGAGCUACAGUUGAUGAGUUAAACUCAUUAUAUGGAGACUCCCGAGCUGAUGGAUUGGGACCUGAGGUAAAAAUGAGAAUUUUGAUGGGAACAUAUGCACUCUCUGCCGGAUACUAUGAUGCAUAUUACAAGCGUGCUCAGCAGGUGAGGACAUUGAUUCGGAAAAGUUUCAAGGAUGCAUUGGAGAAAAUGGAUAUUCUUGUCUCACCAGCAGUACCAUCACCUGCUUAUAAAAUUGGAGAAAAGGUCAAUGAUCCUCUGGCUAUGUAUGCAGGCGACAUCAUGACAGUGAAUGUUAACUUGGCUGGGCUCCCUGCGCUAGUCGUGCCAUGUGGGUUCGUUGAAGGUGGAAGUGCAGGUCUUCCUGUCGGCCUUCAGAUGAUUGGCUCUUCCUUCAGUGAGGAGAAGUUGCUGAGAAUUGGUCAUAUAUUUGAGCAAACACUUCCAAACUACAGAUUUGUUCCGCCAUUGCUGUGAUUGUAGAAUCUCCACAAAAAUAGUGAAUCAUCAGUGACGAUGCAUCACACAAUACGGUGUAUCUUCCUAUAUAUGAAUUCCUACCAAAUUGAUUUUUUCUGUCUACUCCACAUCGAGUUUCAGCUUGUGAAGAUGCAUUUUGUUGGUCACCUGAUGCUUCUCCUAUUUAUCCUGAUGGAGAUUUCUUCUUUAUUUGUCAAUAAUUGUAAAAUUUAAUUACUCCACAAAUCAUACACUGUGCCUGGGCUAAGCUCAGUUUAGUUACAGUUCACUUCUAAAGAAAAUCUACCAAUAUCAUAUCGCACCAACAAAAAUGGCUGUGUGAACUAGCUGCUCCUUGUUCAAAAAGCGUCUAAACUUUAGAAUACAAGAUAUAAAAUUUUAUACA
This is a messenger RNA of Zingiber officinale, 2135 nucleotides long. RefSeq names its product glutamyl-tRNA(Gln) amidotransferase subunit A, chloroplastic/mitochondrial-like. Gene Ontology annotation, biological process: translation. The record is from RefSeq and is a predicted model, not a curated record. Gene Ontology annotation, molecular function: glutaminyl-tRNA synthase (glutamine-hydrolyzing) activity. Lineage: Eukaryota; Viridiplantae; Streptophyta; Magnoliopsida; Zingiberales; Zingiberaceae. Bases 77 to 1747 code for a protein of 556 amino acids. The transcript has 10 exons. Gene Ontology annotation, cellular component: glutamyl-tRNA(Gln) amidotransferase complex.